Messenger RNA from Caenorhabditis auriculariae, 5710 nucleotides. Lineage: Eukaryota; Metazoa; Nematoda; Chromadorea; Rhabditida; Rhabditidae. The record is from the annotation of a GenBank genome assembly.
AUGAGGUUAGCUGAUUAUUGCUCACGUUAGCUCAGAUUACGUAACCUUAUUAUGCACAAAUCCAAUAGUGCCCGCAUUUGUUCUCGGCCUACAAACCAUGAAUUGAAUCUCACUAAUCCCAUCAUUUUCAUCUUUCCUCUGUCGUUUUUUUGCUGUUUAUUUUGAAUUUCACGAGUUUUUUGAGACUUUAUAUUGAUUUCUAAUGUUCGAGAUUACUCAUGCAUAAAGUUUGAGAGAUGAAAGUCUUAUGCCGUGUUCAAAAUAAUUUCCGCGAAAUGCAAAAUGGUCUCUGACCCUCCAAAAUUUAGUUAUCUUUCUCUUUCUCUGACAGCUAUUUUGAAUUUCGCGGAAUCACUCUGAACACGGCAUUAAAAAUUGAAAUUUCUCCUUAAAAGAUCCUUGACGCCCCAAAAAGCGUAUUUUCAAAAUUUCACACUUCUUAUAUAGUCAAUUUUUCUCGACUUGAAAGGCGAGGGAGGCGGAGAAGUGGGCGGGACGCGUAGCGUGCGCGUCCGCGGUUCUUGGCACGAGUUCAAUUCAAGCGCAGGCCACUGUUUGGAGAACUCGUUUAUCGUUCUCUUCGUGUCUUUUUAAUUUCGUUAUUGACUUUUUCAUUUUUGCCUUGAAAAAAUAGUAGAUUAGAUACAAAAAGAGCGGUGAGCUUUUUAAAUAGUCGGUGGCGCUUUAAUUGGAUUCGUUCCAAGAACCGCAUACGCGCACGCUACGCGUCCCGACCGCUUCUCCGCCUCCCUCGCCUUUCAAGUCAGGAUGGAUUGACUAUAACACAAAUAAUUCGAAAAAAAUGUCACCAUUUUUCAGCCGAGGCGAAGUUUUCAACGCGAAAAACGAAGGCCAUCACGAAUUUCGCGCCAGUCGUCAUCUGGGGUUUCGUCUUGUAAUUCUUCGUUUCGAAGCCAUUCUGAAGAGAAUAAAUGUGGGUUUCGCAUAUUUUUCCGUUUAAGUUCAAAAAAAAAAAAUUAAUUUUUAAGUUAACGUUUAUGACGUGUUCAUCGCUGAAACGAGGCAUGUUUCAAAACGCAAAAGGGUGUUCAUCAUAGUUGCUCCAAGACAGUAUUAAAUUUUGUUUUGGAGCAUUUUUUUUGCGUUUUGGAACAAUUUUCGUUUUGUCCAAUGAACAAGCCAUUAAAAGAAUCGGUAUUUAAAAUCAAAUAUUUUGCACUACUCAUCAAGUUUCUCGGAUCUUAUCACACUCCUAAACAAUAUUUUAAAAUAAAAUAUCGAUUUCUUUAAUGAAAACUCUUUACAAAGUCAAAGUACCUGCCACGCCUGUUUAAAGCGACCGGCCGUAUUACGGUAGUGAGGAUAAUUUUUCGGUAAUAAAAUGAAAGUUUUUUGUGAUGUGACUUGUCUUGUAAUCUCGAGAAAUAGUUAUACAGUACCGCUCAAAAGUGUAUUAAGUUUUUGUUUUUUGAAGAUAUCUCAGCGAGUACUCAUCCGAUUUAUAUAUAACUUUCAGGGAUAAUGUAAAAAUAUACUUUGAAACAUAUACGGUAUACAAAGACAUGUCCGCAAUCACUGUAACGCGUUAUAGGCAUUUUUUUAUUGAAUUCAAUUUUUUUGUUUUUUUAUGCUUUUAUUUUUUUAUUUAUUUUUUUAUAAUAAUUUAAUAAAAGUAUAAAAAAACAAAAAUUGAAUUCGAUAAAAAAAUUCCUAAAAGCGCGUUACAGUGAUUGCGGACAUGUCUUUGUAUACCGUAUGUGUUUCAAAGUAUAUUUUACAUUAUCCCUGAAAGUUAUAUAUAAAUCGGAUAAGUACUCGCUGAGAUAUCCUCAAAAAACCAAAACUUAAUACACUUUUGAGCGGUACUGUAAAUACGGCUUUCGAAAAAGAAAAAACAUCAGAAAUUUUUGUUGGCUCCGAAACUGACGACGCAGUAUUGACCGGCCGCCGUAGUACUGUCUACAUGCGUGGAAAUUUCAGCCAAACCGAUGCAUGAAGACACGAAAAAGUUUGUUCCAGUUCAGUCCGCAGCACAGUACACCUACAGUAAUCCAGUGGCUCUCGAAGCUGUUGAGCCGCCUAGAAGGUUUCCUCAAAUUCACUGAAAAAUAAAAGGUGUCAUCGGAAAAAUAAAACUUGAAUCCAAAAAAAGUACGAAAAUUAAAACGAUAAGGACAUCAAUAUUUUACACGCUUAACUGAACUGUUUUUUCUUAAAGUAUAUGAGUUGACGAGAGAAUUUGUAAAUUGCGCAUUUUAAAAAGGUGUCAAAAGUUUCUCGGAAUCUCCUUUUUUCCACCUUUUUCCCGCUUUAUUUUUUUAAGACUCCUUAAAAGGUCCUUUUCAGAAAAAGAUCUAGAAAAGAAGACGCCUUUGAGGCCUUUUUUUCCGAAAGUCUUGUUUGAGACCUUUUGGACUUGGCUCAUUCUCUCUUUCGGUUUUUUUUUUAAUGUUUUGAAAGCCAUUUUUGUUGCGUUCCGAAAAACUUACAUUUUUUUGCUGUUUUACUUGAAACCUUCUAUUGCUACGCUUUACUAUUUCUAUAUAAACGUCUUGUUUUGAUACUAAAUUGAUGUAGAAUAGCGUUCCAAUGAAAAAAAAGUAAGGAAAGUGGAAGAUUAGAAAAAAUCGUUUAAAAAGCUCCUUUCUUUAAAAAAAUUGAUGAAACAGGUGGUUUCAAUGAUUAUUUUCGAAAUUUCAGCCGGAACCUGAGACUUUCUGGUAUUUUGAAAGUCAACGAUGAUUUGAGUCUUAAAUUGGAUUCCAGUCGAGCUCAGAAGAAUGUCGCUGCGGUGGCUGUCGAGUUUGUCAAGGGGAAAUUGAGGUUUGGAUUUUUUUGAUGAUUUUAAAAUGGAAAAUGAUGUCCUCAGAUUUUCGUAGCUAAAAAGAAACAAAAAGUUUAUGAUUUUCAAAAAGCUUGAUCCGCUUUUCCUUGUAAAAUUUCUAAUUUUCAACCAAUUGCUGAAUAAUAUUUCCAGCCUUCUCAGCUUGUUCAAGGCUCUUUUCGAUGGGUCAAGGUACAAUAAUUCAUGAGUUCGCUUGAGAUUGAAUGAGAUAUAAUUAUUUUGGUGAUCUUUAAAAAAUUUCCUUCAAUUAAAAAAAUAUGAAAUUUUCUGCUUUAUCCACCGAGCACAUAUUCCCAGUUUUUUCGCGGCGAUUUUCCCAAUUCAUUUAUCUUUUUUCAUCUUCCGUAAAAAUAAACUUUGAAAAAAAUGUCAAAGAAAACCUGAAUGGUGAGAAAAGAAAUGCGGCAAAACAACUGGUUCUGUUCGCUCGCUCUCUCUGGCACCCUCCACCCUACGACACACUGUUUCCCUCCGAAAGUUCCCUUAAAUGGUCACUCUGUCGCCGUUCUCUUCGGUUGAAGAUCGUCGACGGUCCCGCCACAUUGAUUCGUCGCCUCGAUAACCUCGUUUCCCACGAAUUCGCCUCUCUGAAACUUGCAAAAUUUCUGCGAUAUCGUUCCGAGAUGUCGCCGCCGCCCUCCGCAAGUUUGUUUUUCAUUUCUGGCGUCUUUUGGAGUCUUUUUCUCUGUUGGACGAUGCCGUGUUCAAAGUGAUUCGGCUAAGUUCAAAAUAGCCGACCCAGAUCGAGAAAGAUAACUAAAGUCUUGUUGUCUUGGAGCCUUAUCAGAGAUAAUUUUGAACACGGCAUGAGAAAUUUGUUUUUUCAUUAUUUUUGUAAAGAAUUUGAUAAUUCUUUUUGGUUUUUUAUGGGAUGAUGGGUAUGCUAUACAAGCUUUUGAUCGCAAGUCGGAUGUAACUUUUUGCGCCGGACUCAAACCGACUUGCGCGUGGGGCAUUGAAAUCAUAAGUCACCUCACUUGUGAAUGGUGAUUAACCGCUUUUUUCCCUGAAGUUCUCUUUUUUAUUGUUUCCAACCCUGUUCAACAUUCCAAUAAUCAUUGAUUGAUUCUUUUCACACACGAUUCUCUCCCCAAACAGCCACCCGAGACAACUUGUUUCAAUUGUUCUUCUCUUUCUAUUUGUUUGUUUUUUCAUGUUCUUCAACGAGAAAAACAUCAUUGUUCUCCUUUGUAACAUUUUUGGACAUACAGUUUGAAAAUUUUCAACUUUUUUGUGCUGUUCAAGAUCGGUAAAAGUAAAAAUUAAAUUUUUGAUAUUUCUGUCCCGAAAUUCAUACAUUUGUUGUAUUAUUCCAGUUCAAAACCGUGAUUUUGGGCGACUAUUCGAAUUUUCAGAAGGGAAAGUGAAUUUCAUAUCCCUUGAUUUAUGGUUCUCAAAAAAAAAUUUGAAUAAAAAAUUCAAAACGAUCAGUUGAUGAUCAAUAAAAAUAUGGAAAUAAAGAGGGGAAACGUGCCGAAAAAUCAUUCCCAUUUCUGAAAAAUUUCUCUUUUUUUCUGGUAGAGAAACUGAAAUAUUUUUUUCUUUAUUCUUAGAAUGGAGUUUCGAAGAAAAAGCAUUACUGUUCCAGGAAACUCAUUAAUAAAGUUAAUUUUCGUAAAUACAUAAUAAAUAUGUGUUCACGGAAGUAUUUUUUUCAAUUUUCAUGUCUUUCAUGUUUAUAUAACAAUGAUUAUUUCUGUAGAACCAUUGAAUGAUGUCAUAAAAUAAUUAACCUCGCUUUAAAACCUAAUUUCGAAAAAAAAAAUCUAGGGUGGUAAAAGCACCAAUGACGUCACCGACCUUCUUACUGUUUAUUUAUUUACCCGAUGACGUCAUCCUUUUGCUCAUCUCGUGACGUCAUUCCUUGCAGAAAGCUACCAGUGAUGGUGCCGUCGCGUGGCGGCGACGACGUCGACGAGAAGCCGUUGUCGCCGAAGACGCCCAACGAUGACGUCAUCACCGUCGCCUCGACGUCAUCUGCUGGCGAAUCUCUGAAUGAACCCAAGACGACGGAAGAAACUGCUAAUGGGAGUGGGUUUUUCGUUUUUUCAUCAUUAAAGUUCUUAGUUUUGUGACGAAUGAAAUGUGCUUCAUAUAAAAAUUUAUUCAUUUAAAAAUAAGCUCUGAUUUUCUGAAUGACGUUACCAAUUAUUAACAGAUUUUUUGGCUGGAAAUUUUCCUGAUGUGAGCUGUAAAUUAGUUCAAUUCACCUCAAGUGAAUCCUCAGGGUUAAAUUUCAGAAGUAAGAACACUUGCAACAGGUGAUCAGCUAAGAGUCGGUUGAAAUGAAAAAAAGUUGAGUGGGAACUUGAAAAAGGCUUUUUAAGCGACCACUCCCCAGUGAGCUCUCUUGAAAACGUAUGACGUCAUUUUUUUUUGGUCAGAAUGAUGUAAUAGGAAGGUUAAGUUGAGAGAAGUUGAAGAAUACAAGCUUAGUUCGAAAUUAAUGACGUCAUAAAGAAGUUUUGGAUUUGGAAAUAAGGAAAUUUUUCCAAAUCAGCGUCUUCAGAAUUUAUUAUCAAAAGGAAUAUAUCUAUCUUUUACAUCUUUAUAGUCUUAUAGAGGCGCAGAAGAUCCCUGAAGCGAUCACUUCUCCAAAGUAAAAACAGAAUAAAAGAUGAAACUUCCUUAAGUGAUCACUUUUCAGAGUCAAAACAAAAAAAAGAAGCCAAGAAGGCGGAGACGUCGCUGUACCGACCGACGCCGCCGUUCAGCUGCAAGCCAGCCUACGCGCUGAUCCUGAUGAGCCUGACGGUGGUGUUGAUCGUGGCCGCCGUCACGGUCGUCUACGACUACCAGCCGGCCUUUCUCUUCGGCCGCAACAACGACACGAAGAUCCAUCCGAGGUCCGGCAAGAUUGGCGCCGUCGUGGAGGACGCCUUGGAGACGAAUCGAGCCACUUGA